This is a messenger RNA of Lemur catta (Ring-tailed lemur), 1149 nucleotides long. It is a transcript of the gene STRA8, whose product is annotated as stimulated by retinoic acid 8. The record is from RefSeq and is a predicted model, not a curated record. Bases 1 to 1149 code for a protein of 382 amino acids. NCBI's taxonomy places the organism in Eukaryota, Metazoa, Chordata, Mammalia, Primates, Lemuridae. Gene Ontology annotation, biological process: cellular response to retinoic acid; meiotic cell cycle. The transcript is spliced from 8 exons. Gene Ontology annotation, molecular function: protein dimerization activity.
AUGGCGACCCCUGAAGAAGGCAGUGACCCCAGUGGCAAAGCAAUGCCUGGGCCAUACAAACAGCCACAGGCACUUGAGCCAAGGGUGGCCCGAAGACGCCUGUCCCAGGCCCGCCACCGAGCCACUCUGGCAGGGCUCUUCAGCAACCUCAGGCAGACCGUUUACUCCCAUUCUGAUCUCACAGCCUCAAAGUGGCAGAUUCUGAAUAAGACGAAGAAUCACAUUCAGGAACUUGAACAAACCCUGGAUAAUCUGCUGAAGCUGAAAGAAUCCUUCAACCUGGAGGAUGGGAAUGCAAGCAGCUUAGAGGAGGUGAAGGAAGAAUAUGCCAGCCUGUACUCUGGAAACGAGAGUCUGUUCUCAAAUUGGUUUCCUCAGAAUGGCUCCUCCCCCUGGUGCCCAACUGAGGCUGUGGGGAAGGAUGCCCAGGAGGAGGAAGAGGAGGAGGAGGAGGAAGAGGAAGACCAGGAAGAGGAGGAGGAGGUGGAGAUGGAGAUGGAGGAGGAGGAGGAGGAGGAGGAAGAGGAAGAAGAGGAGGAAGAAGAGGAGGAAGAGGAGAAAAAAGGAGAACUCUUACACUCUCCAGGCACUUUGUCACCAGACCUCAUGGAAUUUGAACGGUAUCUGAGCUUUUACAAGCAGACAAUGGACCUGCUCACUGGCAACGGCAUAGUCUCCUCGCAGGAGGUGACGCUGCCCAUCGUCUCCGCGGCCAUCUCCCACCUGUGGCAGAACCUGUCUGAGGAGAGGAAGACCAGCCUCCUGCAGGCCUGGGCGCAGAAGCAGGCCCGGCCCGCUCGGGAGCCAGCCUGUCCCGAGGGCAGCGUGAAGGACAGCGGGGUCGACAGCCAAGGCGCCAGCUACUCGCUGGGGUCCACGCCCGAGGAGAUCCUUUUUGAAGAUGCCUUCGAUGUGGCAAGUUUCCUGGACAAAAGUGAGGCUCCAAGUAUAUCCAGCUCCAGUUCAAUGUUUGCCAGCUGCAACGCAGAAAAUCCAGAGGAAAACUUUCAGCUCUAUAUGCAGAUCAUCGAUUUUUUUAAAGGACUUUGUUGUGCUAACACUCAGUUAAAACAGGACGCAGCCCUUCCCAGUGACGAUGAGAUGCUCAUGCUGAGGUGCACGGAGACCUUUGACGAUGAAGAUUUAUAA